This is a messenger RNA of Austrofundulus limnaeus, 2613 nucleotides long. Its product is annotated as persulfide dioxygenase ETHE1, mitochondrial. The coding region runs from base 333 to 1220 and encodes 295 amino acids. The transcript is spliced from 7 exons. Gene Ontology annotation, molecular function: sulfur dioxygenase activity. NCBI's taxonomy places the organism in Eukaryota, Metazoa, Chordata, Actinopteri, Cyprinodontiformes, Rivulidae. Gene Ontology annotation, biological process: glutathione metabolic process; hydrogen sulfide metabolic process. Gene Ontology annotation, cellular component: mitochondrion. The record is from RefSeq and is a predicted model, not a curated record.
GUAGGCCUCCGGUGUUGCGCCCGCUCGUGCUGUGAACGCGCCUGGACAACUUGACUCGUCCUGAGGACACCUCGGUGUAAACAGCGAGCAAAUAGCAAGGCGCAUAUUUUGAUGCUCGCAAAUUAGAGCCUAUAAAAAGUGACUAACGCCAGGUGUGCCUCUUAGAGGAGUUUAGCAAAGCCUCCAAACAAGUAAGUCUGGGCUCUGUUUUAUUUUUUUCUUGGAGACACCGUAACGUCAAGCGCAUAUCCGCUUAGCACCAGUUUCUCUCAGGCGCCGUUUCAACACUUAUUCAGCACACACGUAGCUAGCUUGUUCAAACUGCGACAGUCAUGUGCUCGGUUAUAAACAGAGUCAAAACAAUUCACCGAGUUGCGGCUCUGUCGCUGCGGCUCAAGGGAAACACCGAGGGCUCGAGUUAUGCUGCAGCCCAGAGCAGUCGCUUGUGUCCCGGUGUGAGUUCCUUCGUCGAGCCGCUACCAGCGAGCAGGAGGUUGUACUGCUCCAGGACGUCAAAGACCGAGGGACUGCUCUUCAGACAACUGUUCGAGCAUGAGAGCUGCACCUACACCUACCUGCUUGCAGACACGAAAACCAGGGAAGCCGUCAUCAUUGAUCCUGUGCUGGAGACUCUUGACAGAGAUCUGAAACUUGUAAAGGAACUGGGCCUUGAUUUAAAAGUGGCAGUAAACACCCACUGCCAUGCGGACCACAUAACAAGCUCAGGAUUGAUGAAGAAAAGACUGGUUGGAUUGAAAAGUGCCAUUUCCAAACACAGCGGUGCAGCUGCAGAUAUUCAGUUGUCCGAAGGGGACGAGAUCUCUUUUGGUAAACAUCAUCUGACUGUGAGAACAACACCAGGACACACCGAKGGGUGUGCAACCCUGGUGCUGGAGGAUCAGAGCAUGGCUUUCACCGGGGAUGCUCUGCUCAUUAGAGGCUGUGGCAGAACAGACUUCCAGCAGGGUUCUGCUACAAAGCUGUAUGAGUCGAUCCAUAAUCGGAUCUUCACGCUGCCUGAUGAGUGCCUCGUCUAUCCCGCUCAUGACUAUAUAGGUCAAACAGUUUCCACAGUUGGUGAAGAACGUAAGUUUAACCCYCGCUUGACAAAGACCAAAGAGCAGUUUGUGGAAAUCAUGAAGAACCUAAAUCUCCCUAAGCCAUAUAAAAUAGACAAAGCAGUGCCUGCUAAUCUGGUUUGUGGAUUACACGACAUCUGAAUGUCCUGCACACGAAAACGUCUUUAAAACGAUCUCUAACAUGAUGUCAAAGUGUUUUAUCUUYACAUGUCUAUUUUCAAAAAGAUUACCCUAAAAUGGCUUAUCAUGAAGUGAUUCAUUGUUUUCUUAAGUUAUUUUUGACCAGUUUGUUUGUUUGCAGCUUUGGAGGGGAAAAAUUGUACUUUAAAUAAAAUACWUUGUCUAAUUUUGCUAUGAUAUAUAUGAUUGCUAACAGACUUGUAAAUGAAAAUAACUUUACCACUUUUUUGUAUUGUGCUUAAAUUAAAUGAAUGUAUUGUUUACUUUGUACAGCUGUGUUCUUAUGAUUAAUAGAAUGAAAGGGGGUGGGUAACACUAUGUAACAUAUAUGGUUAAACUCUGUUAUUUUACAGCACAAUGAUCUAUAAUCCAAAUUUCAAUUAUGUGGGCCAUUUUUAUGUGCAUUUUGUAGGUUUUCCGCUAUUCUGGCUUCCUCUCAUGGUAAAAAACAUUGAAUUAAUUUGAUCUGUGACAGUCAACCUCAUCAGGACGUAUACUUCAGGCUUGGUUUCCUUUGUGACUGAGCAGAAAAAGCAGGUUAUUAAAAAAAGCUGUAACAAAUGCACUUUCAGAUAACUAUAAUGUACUGCAGUGUUUUCAGGUUUUACCAGUUUGAGUCAAAACAAAAGGUUUGCUUGAGAGUUCAGUCCUCUUACUUUGCCACAAAAACCUGCACACGUGAUUGACAGACUUUGUGAUGGAUUUUGAAGCCAGUGCAAAAAUAAAACCAAACUUUUAUCUGUUCUWUAAUUUAUUGGACCAGGAUACUGAGUGAAAACAUUUUGAAAAAGAUGGCACGUCUUGAGGUGGAAGUCUUAAAACACUUCAGCCAAAUAUUUUUCUAAUCUAGUCUUGAGAUUCAUAUGUUUUAUGAAGGUACUUUUUUUUUUUUAGCAAUCUGUUGCUUUAUCCGUCUUUUUUUCCAUCCAGUCUUUAUACUUGUCUGCCUUGUCUUCAAACAGUUAUGGUUCACAUUUCUAAGUUUUACUUGGUAAUUUUCUAUCUAAAUGGGAAAGUAUUAUGUAUCAGGAUUGUAGUAAAGUUAAAUAUAAUGUAAAAAUUACAGUGAAGAGAAAUACAAUUAUUUGCUUUAUUUCUUUUAAAGCUUUACAGCUUUCUAUAGAAGCAUUAAAUGCCCUCCAUUAUUCUUUUUGUAAUUGACAUUUCAUAAUGACUCAGCAGAAUUCAGUUGAACUUGAAACAAUUAUCUUGUUUUAUCACUGAUGCGUACUUUUCAGAGAUGCGUUGAAUAAGAGAGAACAAUGUUUAAGACAAUUUCAUCUUUUUCUCUGGAUUUUAAUGCCUACAAGAGGGUGUUUGUGACCAAGUUGAAUAAAGUUUAUGAUGAACUGUU